Lethenteron reissneri (Far Eastern brook lamprey) is the source of this 4070-nucleotide messenger RNA. Its product is annotated as tyrosine-protein phosphatase non-receptor type 14-like. The record is from RefSeq and is a predicted model, not a curated record. Gene Ontology annotation, biological process: protein dephosphorylation. Gene Ontology annotation, molecular function: protein tyrosine phosphatase activity. NCBI's taxonomy places the organism in Eukaryota, Metazoa, Chordata, Hyperoartia, Petromyzontiformes, Petromyzontidae.
CAAGGCCAAACAGUGCUCGGCGAGGCAAGCGACACCCAACUGAAACUACGCUUGAACACUUGUCAGGUACAAAGGCGCGCAUUCGCCAGGGCGCAUCUGUGGUCUAAUUCGUCCUGUCCUGCCAAGGCCUUCAAUUAAUUAAUAAUAGCGUCGUUUUCUGCGCUUUAACAUCGUUGACUAGUCGCAAUUUUUUUUUAAGAAGUAGAAGAAGAAUGAUGAUGGUGAUGUACGGGUGAAUGAGCGGUUCCUGCUUGUCGAAGACGGGAUAAUUCAGCGUCGUCGUCGAAAUGUGUGGCCGGCUUUCGUGACGGCCACAAACUAAAAAGUAAAGUGGCUCAUGGGGCCCACGCAGUUAAAAUAGACGGACAAAAGUCAACAGGCAAGAGCUAAUCUCGCCGUCUUUAUACAACAGCAACAAAUAUCGAAAAAAGUGCCACCGUUUAAAAGGCCCUAACUGCAUCAGCUGCUUCUUAAUUAAACUCACUUGAAAUGUGGAGACAACGCGAUCUGCAGAUGCUACUGGUCAUCAUCAUCACUCCGUGAUGUGAGUUAAAACCUUCCUGGUGGUGGCAACCUCCUCCCACCCCACAAGAAGAUGAUUGUGGAAGCCAAGUAAAUGAUUUACGACUACUCCUGUUGUAGCGGUAGCGGAGACACACACACACGUGGAUACACACACACACGACUAACACACAUAUCGGCGCCGACAAACACACACACACGAAGACAAAACAAAACAGAGACGCACAUACACAGACACACACACGCACAGGCACACAGAGACACACACAGAGACACUCAAACGUACAACCACCGUUCGCCGCCAAGUUGCGGCGACGUCAUCACGGCGCUUGUGCCAGGCUAGGUGCACAUACAUACACACACUGCCACAGACACGGACACACACGUACGUACAUACAAAGAUACAGACACGCACACAUACAAUCGCACAAAGACGUGCACACAGACACAUAAAGACACACAUACAGACACAGAGACAUACAAACACACGUCCACGCAAGGCUAAGGACACGUACAAUCGAGGCGCACGCGGACACUCACAGUUCCACCGUCGCCUCGCCGUUCACCGGCGAGACCAGAGACAGCGCCUCUGGUCGAAAUGUCAAGGCAGACAAACAGAGAUCUUCUCAGCAAUGGGCCCGCGAGCAGUGUGACUCCGAAGCAGCAGCCCAAUGGACCCACCUCUCCUCGCCACGGCAUCCUCAAGACCAAGCCCCGCAGAGACCAUGGCCAGGGUGUGGACGGGAGGCCGCUCGAGACGACGGCCGAUUACAAGGGCAAGGGGAUUGAGCGACAAGGAGACUUGCAUCCGUCCGACCGCUCCUCGGAACAAGUGAGCGGUUCGAACCGCUUCUCUCAAGAGCCAGACACCUCCAAACACUCCCUGGAACGCAGAGGCACCUACAACGUCUCCUCGGAAGAUGCGGCUCACGCGAACCGCUCCUCGGGAAGGAAGGAUCGCUCCCAAGGUUCCUCGGAAGACCUGGGAACGUCCGACCACUCCACUGGUGCCCGGACCUCUCGCCGCGCCUCGGGAAAUCUAACAACGUCCGCGCGCUCCUCAGGACGCACGCAUCCCUCCCAACACUCCACGGAAGAACAUCGGAGAUCCUCCACCAUCUCCUCGGGGGGUCUCGGCCCCUCCGCCGACGACCCCGCGGGGCAUGGCCACCAGCCGGCGGAACGCCUCGAGGGGGCCCGGCCUCAAGGCGGCACCGUCCCGAGACGAGGCUCAGCGGACGGGCCGCCGUCGACGGCGCAAGACUCCUCCAUCCUGAUACCCUACGUGAACGUGCCCUACAACACGAGGCUGCAGCAGGCGCUGGCCAGGGCCGCCCCGUCGCGCCUCAGGUCCAUGCGCGGCUCCCGGUCCCUCGAUCUCCUCGAAGGCCCCUCCGGCACCGGCGCCGCCGCCGCCGCUCCCGCCGAGGGCGACGGGGACCGAGCGCCGAAGAGGCCCGAGUUCGACCCCGGAGCCGGGUCGUCGGUGAGGCUGCGCAAGUGGGCCAAUCCUGGCCGCGAGAGGCCCACGUCGGAGAUUCUCCUCCCGUCGAAGAACAUCCGAUUCGAGAAGCCGGACGGCGUGACGAGACCCAAGAAGUACAACACCAGCACGGGGGAUUUCACGAAGCCGAACGUCACGACUCUACCCAGGAUGAAUCUGCCCGGUGUGCCCAACUUCACCACCGUCAGCCGGAGGCACACGGGAGACAGCCCCAUUGCCGAUCGGGGAUCGCAGUUGGCGGAGCGGGUGCGGCGCGGGGAUGCGGCGCAGGAAUUUGGGCAUAUCCCGUGGGGACCCGGGGAGCGAGGGUCGAUGGUGGACUCGGAGAGGAUCCGGCAGCCAGCGUCCUCCGUGCCAGCGUCUGCGCCGCGGUCUCCCCGGGGAAACGUCACGCGGCGCGCCACCUCCUCUCACGUCCGGGUGCGAGUGAACGGAGAGAUGUGGCACUACAUCGCCACCCAGUGGCCUCAGCCGCACACGGAGAGCGACUUCUGGCACAUGGUGUGGGAACACGGAGUGAACGUCAUCGCGGCUCUCACGCCGGCUCAGGUCGCCGGGGAGACGAAGCCGCAUCGCUACUGGCCGCGACUGGGCUCGCGACAGCGCCCGUCCGUGUACGGGGACCUGGCGGUCCACGCCACCUUCCGCGGCACCACGUCGGCGGGCGGCUGCGCCACCACGGGGCUGCGCGUGGCGCACGCGCCCUCGGGGAAAGAGCGCAACCUGUGGCACCUCCACCACCCCGAGUGGAGCCGCGGCAACGAUGACGACGAUGACGACGGCGGCGGCGACGACGACGACAAUGGAGUGGAGAGGUUUCUGGAGUUCCUGCAGGAGCUACAGUCGGUGCGCAGGCUGACGGGCAGCAUGCUGCCUCCGAGGACGCCCCUUCCGCCCACGCUGGUGCACUGCGCCGGCAGCGACGACGGUCCUACAGGGGUCCUCAUCCUCUCGGAGCUCAUGGUCGCCUGCCUGGAGCAGAACGUGAACGCCGACGUCCCGCAGGUGCUCGGCGCCCUGAGGCAGCAGCGGCCUCACCUGGUGCCCACGCUCGAGCACUACAAGUUCGUGUACCGCGUUCUCGCGCGCUACCUCGGCAGGUCGCGGCUCAUCUGACUCGCGUAGACUCGGGGUGAAGACUCACGCAGAGACUCCGGUAGACUCAAGGAGACACGGGGAAGGACUCGCGGAGACUCGGGGGAAGACUCACGGAGACUCGGGAAAGACUCGCGCAGAGACUCCGGUAGACUCAAGGAGACCCGCGGGGAAGACUCGAGCAGAGACUCCGGUAGACUCAAGGAGACACGAGGAAGACUCGAACAGACUCGCGGAGACUCGCGGAGACUCGCAGAGACCCGCAGGGAAGACUCGCAGACACUCGGGAAGACUCACGGAGGCUUGCGCCGACAGUCGUUUAGAUGACUUUGGCACCAUCAGCGUCGACGGGCGACAUCCUCUUUUUGCCCGCCGAGGCCGAUCUGUGGGAGAUAAUUAGACGUUACAUCCUGUGUGGGCAUGGUGGCACGGGUGGCUGUGUCAGAACACUGAGCUGGUACUGCUCUGAGAUGUUGGAUUCAUGCCGAGGUGUGUAUGAGUCUCUCUCUCUUGGGUGAUUCAUAGUGGCCAUGUUCCAAGAGCUAAGCCAGUAUUGGUGAGAUUGCGGGUUUAAGUCUGAGGUUUGGUGUCAUUUUCUCUUGGGUGGUUCAUAAUGCUCUUUGGUUCUCUCGGUAAAGUCACGUAGGUAUAAAAUUAAAUUAAAUCACGACGUUUCGGGCACAACCCAAGCGUCCGUCAUCAGGUGGGACAACCACAGCUUGUGUUGCUCCCGAAACGUCGUGAUUUAAUUUUAUUUUCUACCCAUGUGACUUUACCGAAAGAACCAAAGAGUAUGGAUCCCUGCAGUCACGAAAACUUUAAAUCUAGAUUGGUUCGUAAUGGUCAUGUCAGAGCACUCCGCCCGUACUGUUGGAAUCCUGGCUUCAAAUCCAGGCAGCAAUACUAGAAACAGUUUAAACGUUUAACAGGUUGACUGCGAAACACGAAA